GCACGUAUAAACAUUCAUUUCUAUGGGUUACGGUACAUACACAAAAGAAACAGCAAGUAUAAGCUUAACACAGUGGUGUGCUCUAAAGUAACUCGCAUAUCCUAAAAAAUGAGUUGGAAAAAAUACGUUGAUAAACAACUAGUAGGAACACGUAAUGUUCGAAAAGGAGCGAUUUUCGGCUUAGACGGAAGCACUUGGGCAGCAUCAAAGAAAUUUAAGGUUACAAGUGAGGAAGUCAAAGGUCUGGUCCAAGGCUUCGCCAACCCCUCGGGUCUGCAUUCAACGGGAGUAAAACUAGCUGGACAAAAGUACACUUUCUUAAGGUCAGACGGACAAAUGAUCUACGCCAAGAAAGGCGGAGAUGAAGGCUGCUGCGUGGCAAAGACAAAGCAAAGUAAGAAAUACCAGGAUGGCGUGUAUUUCAAUACUUGGAGUAUGUAUUAUACUUUCACUGUAUACCUUUCUCUUUUUCUAGCUAUUAUUGUUGGCGUCUAUACUAAAGGGAUCUUACCAGGCCAAUGUAAUUCCACCGUGGGCAAGCUUCAAGAUUAUCUAGUUUCUGUUGGAUACUAGACACUAACAAUUCAUUUACACACAAAUGUGUGUUCUUCAAUAGCAUAUAAAGUUGACUGUGCAGAUAGUAGAUUGUUAAAUAUAAUGCAACCUGACAACUAUCUUGCAAUAAAAUAAACUGUACUUGAAGUUACAAAACAAAUGUGUACAUGUAAUAUAUUGUUGUACUGUUUAAAUUUUAGUGGAUAACUAAAGCAAAAUUUUAUUUAUACCUUGUUUAAAAACAGCUUUUACUCAUGUAAUUACCGUAUGUGGUAAUGAGGAUGCGGCUCCACUUUUUUUUUCUGCAAUGGCAGUGUGAGGCGACUGGGGAGGCAUGCUUCUUUGUGGGGGAUACACCCCCACACACCCCUAGACACGCAACUGGGUAGUUGGGCUAAUGUCCAUCUCAAUCAAUAAGGUAAACAUUAAAAGAUAAUCCCUUUAGCUUACUAUUGUGAAGCCAACACUGUAGUUGCAAAACUUUACCAUGCAGCUUUUUAACAGAAACUAGUUCUUGCACUUACAAGUUCAUUCUAUAAUGUUUAGUUCAUCCAUAUUCCAAAUGUACACAUCUUGAGCUGCCCAUCCACUGAAUGGCUGUUGUGCGGAGCACAGCAUCAUUUAAAUCUUGACCUUAGAUUGCAGUGGAC
Messenger RNA from Anneissia japonica, 1205 nucleotides. RefSeq names its product profilin-1A-like. The record is from RefSeq and is a predicted model, not a curated record. NCBI's taxonomy places the organism in Eukaryota, Metazoa, Echinodermata, Crinoidea, Comatulida, Comatulidae. Bases 109 to 573 code for a protein of 154 amino acids. Gene Ontology annotation, molecular function: actin monomer binding. The transcript has 3 exons. Gene Ontology annotation, cellular component: cell cortex.